Molecule: messenger RNA, 1339 nt
Organism: Leptopilina heterotoma
Lineage: Eukaryota; Metazoa; Arthropoda; Insecta; Hymenoptera; Figitidae
Product: protein lethal(2)essential for life-like
Exons: 2
Coding region: 398-1105 (235 amino acids)
Biological process (GO): response to heat; protein refolding
Molecular function (GO): protein folding chaperone
Source: RefSeq, a predicted model, not a curated record
CAGCGAAUCAUCAUUAGACUCGUCACUGUUUACCUAGGAAUUUUCUCUCCAUUUGAACACGUGGAUUUUCGUGAACACUCCAGAUCAUUCAUCCCCCCACUUUUUUUUAGAGGAGCGCAACAUAAAUAAUCCGAGUUUUGCGAUUGCAUUCUCAGUUGAAAACUUCAUCGUCAGUUAUAAACAGAAAUCAAUUGUGUCGAAUUCGUUUUUCUAAAUGAAAAAUAAAUCAAAAUAAAUCAAAACGAAUUGAAAAUAUUAAAAGUCAAAUAAAUAUUCAAACUGUGAAUUUUUUUUUCGAUUUUAAUUCCUUCAGUGAGUGAUAGAAAAUAAAAUCGAUUUUUGAAGAUCGGACAAACUUGAGAAAAAAAUUUUUUCCUUUUGCAAAUAAUUUGGAAAAAUGAGAACUCUACUUCCUUUAUUAUUGUCAGCCUGGUGGGCCGAUUUGGAUCGACCUCAUCUAUUCCUGGACCACCAAGAUAUGGCACUAAAUCGACGAUUUGAAAAUUUCAUGUUUCCCGAAUGGUCCAACAGAUUUUAUUUGCCCUCGAUUUUGGAUCGUCCAACAUCUUUAGAUAUUUUCGAUCGAAACUGGGCCGAUAUCUUAAGACCAAAAGAUAGAGGGUCAACAAUAAUAACGGCCGACAAGAAUAAUUUCCAAUUGAUUCUGGACGUUCAAAAUUUCAAGCCAAAUGAAAUUAAAGUGAAGAUGAUCGACAGAUUCGUGAUUAUUGAAGCCAAGCAUGAGAAGAAGGAGGAGAAUGAUAAAAAAUGCAAUAAUAUGCAUUUUAUCAAAAAAUACUUUGUACCAGAGCAAGUUGAUAUCGAACAAAUUAAAUCCACCCUAUCAACUGAUGGAAUUCUGAUGAUUACAGCGCCCAUUAAGAAGGUAUCCGAAGAGGAAAAGAAAGAAACAUUAAUUCCCAUAGAGGAGACCGGAAAACCUGCAAUUUCAGAAAAAGUCAAACAACCAGAAGUGGAAAAAAAUUCAGAAAGCAAUUCAGAAAACAAUUCAGAAAACAAUUCAGCAAACAAUUCAGAAAACAAUUCAGAGAAAAAAGCAGAAGAGGAAGAAGUUACAGUGGAAACGGUCGAUGAAUCAAUUUAAUUCCAAAAGAUAUAAUAAUUUUUUAAACUAUUGUAAUUAAUUGUGAUAUUUGCCAUAUUAUUCUCGUCAUUUUAAUAUUAAGGUCAAUAUGACAAUAUUUAUAGUUAGAAAUCAUGACACAGUGGUUAUAAACUUUUGUCUUAAUAAUUAUACCAAAUAAUGACUUUACAGUAAAUUGUAUAAAUUUUAAUAGUCUAAAUUAGUUAAUUAUUAAUAGUUACAAAUAGUAAAUUA